Messenger RNA from Choloepus didactylus (southern two-toed sloth), 8034 nucleotides. RefSeq names its product suppressor of cytokine signaling 7 (gene SOCS7). Gene Ontology annotation, biological process: intracellular signal transduction; phosphatidylinositol phosphate biosynthetic process. Gene Ontology annotation, cellular component: phosphatidylinositol 3-kinase complex. The record is from RefSeq and is a predicted model, not a curated record. Gene Ontology annotation, molecular function: 1-phosphatidylinositol-3-kinase regulator activity. NCBI's taxonomy places the organism in Eukaryota, Metazoa, Chordata, Mammalia, Pilosa, Megalonychidae. The coding region runs from base 144 to 2075 and encodes 643 amino acids. The transcript is spliced from 10 exons.
CCGCCCCCCUCUAUGAGGCAGAGGCCGCGGCGGCCGUUAGCGCUGUCGCUCCGGGGGCCGCGGCGGGCGGGGCUCUGGCGGGGCCCGGCCUAGUCCCCACCCUAGCACGGCUCCCAGCCGCCCGCCCUCCCUCCCUCUCCCCGAUGCAGGGGGCCGAGCUCCGGGAUGGCGAGGCGGCGGCGGCGGCCGCUUCGUACCGCGUCCUGAGCCGCCUGCUCGGCUAUGGAGAGGCGGCCCCCGAGCCAGGCCCGCCGCCGCCUCCGCCGCCCCCGGGCCAUGGCCCCCCGCCGCCACCCUUCCUCGCGCGGCCCGGCCCCCGGGGCUCCAGGCCGCCGCAGCUGAUGGUGUUCCGCAACGUGGGUCGGCCGCCGGAGGAGGAGGACGCGGAGGCGUCCCCGGAGCCGGGACCCUCGGAACUGCUGUGUCCUCGGCACCGCUGUGCCCUGGACCCCAAGGCCCUGCCGCCGGGGUUGGCGCUCGAGCGGACCUGGGGCCCGGCGGCUGGACUAGAGGCACAGUUGGCGGCUCUGGGGCUCGGGCAGCCGGCGGGGCCGGGGGUGAAGACGGUCGGUGGGGGUUGCUGCCCGUGUCCGUGCCCCCCGCAUCCGCCUCCUCCGCAACCCCAGCCGCCUGCUGCCGCCCCGCAGGCCGGGGAGGACCCCACGGAAACGAGCGACGCGCUGCUGGUCCUGGAGGGCUUGGAAUCGGAGGCCGAGAGCCUGGAGACUAACAGCUGCUCGGAAGAGGAGCUCGGCAGCCCGGGCCGCGGAGGAGGAGGGGGCGGCCGGUUUCUGCUGCAGCCCCCAGGCCCGGAAUUACCCCCAGUGCCCUUCCCGCUGCAGGACUUGGUCCCUCCAGGGCGCUUGAGCAGAGGGGAGCAGCAGCAGCAACCUCCCCCACCUCCACCUCCACCUGGGCCUCUGCGGCCACUCGCGGGCCCUUCGCGGAAGGGUUCCCUCAAAAUCCGCCUGAGUCGCCUCUUUCGCACGAAGAGCUGCAACGGUGGCUCUGGCGGCGGCGAUGGGACCGGCAAGAGGCCUUCUGGCGAGUUGGCUGCUUCAGCUGCGAGCCUGACAGACAUGGGAGGCUCUGCGGGCCGGGAGCAGGACGCGGGGAGGAAACCCAGGUUGACAAGAACUCAAAGUGCCUUUUCUCCGGUCUCCUUUAGCCCCUUGUUCACAGGUGAAACAGUGUCACUUGUGGACGUGGACAUCUCUCAGCGGGGCCUGACCUCUCCACACCCUCCAACUCCCCCUCCUCCUCCAAGAAGAAGUCUCAGCCUCCUAGAUGAUAUCAGUGGGACGCUGCCUACAUCUGUCCUUGUGGCUCCGAUGGGGUCUUCCCUGCAGUCUUUCCCCCUACCUCCACCUCCUCCACCCCAUGCCCCAGAAGCAUUUCCCCGGAUUGCUCCCAUCCGAGCAGCUGAAUCCCUGCACAGCCAGCCCCCCCAGCACCUCCAGUGUCCCUUCUACCGGCCUGACUCGAGCAGCUUUGCCGCCAGCCUUCGAGAGUUGGAGAAGUGUGGUUGGUAUUGGGGGCCAAUGAAUUGGGAAGAUGCGGAGAUGAAGCUGAAAGGGAAGCCAGAUGGCUCUUUCCUGGUACGAGACAGCUCUGAUCCUCGUUAUAUCCUGAGCCUCAGUUUCCGAUCACAGGGUAUCACCCACCACACUAGAAUGGAGCACUACAGAGGAACCUUCAGCCUGUGGUGUCAUCCCAAGUUUGAGGAUCGCUGUCAGUCAGUGGUAGAGUUCAUUAAGAGGGCCAUCAUGCACUCCAAGAAUGGGAAGUUUCUCUAUUUCUUGAGAUCCAGGGUUCCAGGACUACCACCAACUCCGGUCCAGCUGCUCUAUCCAGUGUCCCGAUUCAGCAAUGUCAAAUCCCUCCAGCACCUUUGCAGAUUCCGGAUCCGACAGCUUGUCCGGAUAGAUCACAUCCCGGAUCUCCCACUGCCUAAACCUCUGAUCUCUUAUAUCCGAAAGUUCUACUACUAUGAUCCUCAGGAAGAGGUAUACCUGUCUCUAAAGGAAGCGCAGCUCAUUUCCAAACAGAAGCAAGAGGUGGAAUCUUCCACGUAGCGAGGGGCCCCCUGCUGUUUUCUACGAAGGGCAUUUGGCUCUAGUUUUGAAGAACCAAAUGAAGCUACCACAAAAAGAGGAGAAACGAGAGAGAAAAGGAAGCAUUGGGAUUCUCUGCGCAAAGACUUUGGUUCCCUUCUGCAACCCUGGGGCUCGGAAGAAGCACAUAACCAUAUUCUCUGAGUGGGGGCUCCAUCUUUCAGAGCCCCUGUGGUAUCCUGGAACUGAAUUAGCUCCUUGGAAAACUGGAAGAUGUCUCUACACUGUUUGUUUUGCAGAAGUUUUAUUUUUGAUAUUUCCAUUUCUUGGUGUGGAAAACUCAUUUUAAAGGCAGCUUGGGUUUGUGGUUAUUGUGUUGAAAGUGGUGUGAGAGAUGAGCAGGUUGGAAGGAGAGAAGGGAAGGAGAAGGCAUUGUGAGUUACAGUCAUUCAGCUGGUGCCAAAGGCAGGUUAGAGUCUUCACCAUGGACCUGGAAGAGAGAGGAAAAGGGGUCAGAGCAGUGCAAAACAAGAUUGGGAAUUUCUGAGGGUUGAGAAUCUGCUUCUCUACAAGUAGCUUCAGUAGAAACAGGAAAGAAAGGAGUGGGGUAGUCUUGAAGAGAAAAUGCGUGGGCACAACAGGCAAAUGGCCUUUGCUGGGAGAAGCAGAGACUCCUCUCACAACCUCUUUUUAAGGGUUAGGAACCUGAUUUCAGAAUCCCCUCUCAUAGAAGCUGUGUUGGGUUUGUUUUACUUAACUCCUGAACUCUGUGACCGCAAAUUAGCCCUAUUCUCCCCCCGCCCUAACCCUUCCCCCGUUGCGGUAACCACAUUUCACUCUGGUCAUGGUGACAUUGUCCCUGUUGCUUCUGCCAGCGGUCAAGGCAGUGGAUUUUCUCAUCACCCAAGCAGUUCAGAACUGCAGUCAUGGGCUGCUGAGGUUCCUGGAACAUACUUCCGGAUUCCCAAGGGCAAACUGUACCCACGACUUGAGAGUCAGUGUUACCUCCACAGGUGUGUCAGAAAUGAAGCUACUGUAGCUGUGCCCUUCCUAGAGAAGUCUCUCUGUGUCUCAGCCUCAAAGGGAUCUCCUUAGAGAGGAGGAGAGCAUUGCCUUUCCUGCUUUUAGAUUUAUCACUGUUGUCCCACAUCUGGGAUAGGAGGGAGUAAGGGCUUCUUUAUUUUCCUUGUUUCUAGCAACCCAGACAUUUCCUAAAUCAGAUCCUGUUUGCCCUCCAUUCAUUGAGAAGUCUGUCAGAUGCUGAUUUGGGAGUUGCAUAUCUUCCAAGUGGAAAUGGAGGAGGAGAGAGGAAAACGCCAAUGCUUUUCAAUGGUCUUUAAUUUUUUCUUAAGCUGGCAAUUGCCAAAUCAUAAAACAUUUGAGUUUGCUUUCCUGUAGAGUUACUCUGGGGAGAGGGUGGCUAUUGACAUGUGAAAAUCUAGCUGUUUGGUCUUUAUUACUCUUUUGCAGUAAAUGUUCCAUGAGACUGCCUUUUUUGAUUGCUCUGUGCUUGUAUCUGCCUCAUCCCAUGAGAUAAACAGUAUGGUCAGGUUUCUGGUUUCCUGGUGGUUUGGGGUAAGACCCCAGUAUCAUGGUGGUUUAUGGGACUGCCUCAUCUGGAAGUGUUGGCCCUCUGCCUCAUACCCUGUGUGGCGUGACCAGGCUUCCUCCUUGUAUCUUAAAAGGGGGGAGACCUGCAUCAGUCCUGGCUGCAAAGUGGUGGCCUGUCAGGAAGUAUCUCUUCUCUGCUUGCCUUCUAUGGCAGUGGAAUUAAGAUUGUGAUCCCAGAAAUUGGCUUAACCUGUGCGUCUUGCUGCUUGAGGCUGCAGAUAACUUGCCAUCUUAUGGAACAUGUCACUCUACCUGCAGCCUGAAGUCUGGAAUCCAUUGAGAUCCUGAGUGGCUGAUGGGCCAUUUUUAAAAAUUAUUUUUUAGUGUUUGUUUGCCUGGCUGUGGGAUAGGUACUGUAUAUAUAUAUACAAGAGAUAGCAGAUGUGAUACCUGGCUUAAGGGAGCUUUUAGGUGACUGCCACACAUGCAGCAAUUGGAGAACGAUUCAGUGUGGCAGAGAAUCAAGAACUGUCUUGAAGGUGAGAGUGGAUACGAUCGGGGUACUCCAGAUGGUCUGGGAAGUCUUUGUGAUGAUGACAUUUGGAUCUUAAAGCGUGGAUAACAUUUGGAUAGGUCAGCUAAGGCAGGACAGUGAGAUGAGAAAUGCGUGAACAGAAGUGUGGAAGCGGAAAUCCGCGUGGCCUGUACCCAACAGUACCUAGCCCUGAGUUAGAGCAGCGCCGUUGAAGAACCCUUUCUCGGUGCAGUCAUCAAGACUGAAACUUCUGGUCAUUAGGCAGGUCUGAAUGCUGAAGGGCUUGAGAUGGUCAGGUGGAUCCCAAAGCCACAAUCAGGGUUCCUGCCCAUCACCAAGGACCUCGCUGUUGCCAGCGCAGGCUAUGUGAGGGACGUGGAGCCUCUGUGCCACAGGACUGGCCGUUUCCCUGGAAGAAUUCAUACACUCAGGUACAAAACCAAACCAGCUGAGGCGGCAUGACCCAGCCUCGCCAUCCACCUUCUUUCUUCUCCAGGGAAGGAUGGUGUUUAAUUGUAUCCAUGAUCUGACUGUUUUAGUCAGAGCCCAGGCUCUAGCCUAAUUACUUGUCAACAGAGUGGGCUGCAAAGUGGUAGUGCAAGAGGAGACAGUCUAUCAGGCAUCUGUGCUCGGUUCCUAUGUGGGCGGCCAUGUGUGGAGCAGGUGAGGAAAUGAGGAGGCUGAGGUGCCUGGCAUGGUGGAAGCGAAUAGACAGAGCCGGCGGGGGGGAGGUGCAGCUGGCCCUCUCAUCGGCCCCAUCUUCCCUAUCUGGGACUCCCUGCCCCUUUCUUUGCUAGUGUUGUGUGGUGCUAAUUGAAAUGCAGUCCACAGAGGGAACUUACUCCUUUUUUGUUGUUGUAUUUUCGAGUCAUGAAUUGGAAAAGGUUCUUACUUCUAGGAACCUACCAUUUCUCAGUUGUCGGGUGGUGACGUAGUACCCUCAGGCUGCCAGUAGAGGGACCCUGCCCAUGUAACCCUUAUUUGUUUAUGAUUGAUCUGCUGUAACCUUCCUCAGGACAGGCAUGGACCAAUGUGAGCUAGUGACAACUACUGCUACAACUUACAAUUACUUGAAAUGUGGGCUGUGGUGGGGAGCACAGGAGUAGGGAGGAUGGGGGCUUUUAAGUGGGUGACGCCUGGCUCGUAGGGAGUUUGGGACCACUGGCGAUUCCUGGGCCUGAUUACCUGCCUGUGCCUAGCUGUAUUGAAUGUAACACUCUGGAGCGAGAGCCGUGGACUGCAGCCCCCACCCUCCUGAGAGGAAGGCUUGGCAGGCAACUGCCUCCUUCCUUCUCGCCUACUUUUCAGUUGGGCUGAAUUUGUAAGCCCCUUAUUAAGGCUAGAAAUGAUAUGAAGAUAGCUGCAAACUUCCCUACAGUCCACUUCUGAGAAGAAUUGGGGAUUGGGGAGUGGCCAGAAUUCCGAGCCAGGUGUGAGAAACUAGAGUAGAGCCAGAAAUGCCCUGGGGUGCCAGCCUUUUCACCCCUGGCUUGGUUGAAGCCCUCUGGUCCCUGCAAGAAGUAGAGAGAGGAGGAACUUUUUCCUCAGGUUCCUUCCCUUCCCUGCUGCUGCUCCCUUAGCUCUGAGCUUUGAAGGUGGAGGUCUGGGCUCUGGGAUUCAGCUCUCUGGCCACUGUAAGGUUUAAAAGUUGUGUGUAUGCGUCUGUCUGUCUGUCUGUCUGUAUUCAUUUGCAAAAGUUUUGCCACCAGUUGAGGUGUUGAGAGAAUCUCCAAUGGGGAGAGACCUGACAUUUGAUUUCCACUUUUAAGAGAAUGACAUGCCCCCUGUCCCUAAGAGAGGAGCUUUUGAGUUAGACAUUUUCCCUAUGGGAAUCCUCUUGGUUUGGUUCGUGGGAAAGAGGGGAAUGGAUAAGUGAUUUUUAUCUCUAAUUGUCAACACAACUGUUCUUACACUGAAUUUGUGCUAUUGCAUACAUGUAGCCAUCUUUCUUUUCACUGCAGCAGUGUUUAUCAGUAGUUCAAAAUGAUUUAUUUGCUCCUGGGGAGUAAAACCUUUUUUUUUUUUUUUUGACUACAAAACUGUAUGAUUCUAUUUAUAUGACAUUCUGGAAAAGGCAAAACUAUUGGGACAGAAAACAGAUCAGUGAUUGCCAGGAGCUGGAGGUAGGGGAAGGAGAUUGUCUUAGUUUGCCAGGCUGUUAUGACAAAUACCAAACAGUGGGUUGGCUUAAGCAUCAGGAACUUAUUGGCUCUCAGUUUUAAGGCUAAGAGAAGUCCAAAAUCAAGGCAUCAGCAAAGUAAUUCUUUCUCCCCAAAGUCUGUAAUGUUCUGGUGCUGACUGCCAGCGGUCUUUGGGGUUUCUUGGCUUGUAUUCCUAUCUCUUGUCACAUGAUGAUGGCCUUUCCUUUGUCUUCUGGGUUUCGCUGAUUUCUGGCUUCCAGCUUCUCCAUGUGGCUUUCUCUGACUCUGCCUGCUGGUUUCUCUCUCUUUAUAAGGCCUCUAGUGAUCAGGAUUAAGACCCACCUUCAUUCAGUUGGGUCACACCUUAAUUUAAAAUAACAUCUUCAAGAGGUCCUAUCUACAGUGGGUUCAAACCCAAAGGAAUGUAGUUUAAGAACAUGUCUAAAUUGGGGUACAUAAUUCAGUCUACCACAAGACUCAAUUACAAAAAGGCAUAAGAGAACUCUUGUGGUGAUGGAUACAUUCUUUAUCUUGAUUGCAGUCACUAUAUGUGUCAGAAUACAUGGAAUUGUACAUUAAAAAGGGUGAAUUAUACCUCAACAAACCUGAAUUUAAAACAAAAGUAAAAUGAGGGUGCUAGAAACUUAAUUAUAACUAGUUAUAAAAAUUCUGAUUCUAUUACUUUGGGAAGCCAUUUACAUCCAGAUACACAAAAUGCUUUAGCUGCUUCUUUGGUACAAAUGUUUUCUCUGAGUUAGAGAGCAUCUUUGUGAUCAUGAAUGAUUACUACCGCCUCCUGCUCAAUGAUCUUUGAGAUCCUUUACUGGGAGUCAUAUUCCCGGACAGGUUCUUUUUAAAGCCAUUUCUAUUUGGCAAGGGUUGUACAUUUUCUUGAUGCUUCAAAAGCGUUCCAAGCUGAACGACUUUCAAAAUGCAGGGCACAGACAGCCAGCAAGCUCUUCCUGGCAUCUUGUAAUAUGGGAAGACCCGACCUCGUUAUCUCCCAAAGAGAAUAUCCAAAGCUCAGCCAUAAUUACCCGACUCUGGAGUCUGGCUUGCCCUUUCUUAAUGCUAAGCAGGCUGCUGCUGAAUCAGAAGAAAGCCUUGAGAAGCUUUUCUAUUUGAAAUGGCAACAAUUUCCAGGGUAAGCAUUUGACUGACAUUAGCAGGGCUUCCCAUUUCAAAAUCAAUUUGCAACAUUUCAGGUUUGAAAGGUAAAGGCCAAAGGGAUAAGAGCCUGGUUUUUUGACAACAGAACUAUAUUACCUUUCUGAUCUGAAGGAGAUUUUUUAAAAAUAACACACACUCACAUAUUCUGAUUGAGGCUUUCCAUUUUUGUUUUAACUUGGGAAAACUAUUUCAGUUUUUUCUAUAGAUUUUCAAAUAUUUAUUUUUGAAAGUCUUCAUAAUGGAAAUAAUUGAAGAUAAAGAUUUUAAAUCCCCAGCCAUUAAACAUUCUUAAAUGAAACAGUUGGUCUUUUUAUUAGAUCUCUAAUCUGUCCCUUUUGUCAGUGCAGUAAGGAGAUGAGGCAGUCAGAUCUUACAAUUUCAUAAGGAAAGCCCCAAUCUUAAGGAAAUCUUUUGAAUCCUCUGCUUAGCAACUGUGACCAUCUUGAAGCUGAAGACAAUAAAAUUCUUUUUUAUCUUAAUCCCCUUAAUUUUUUUUUAAAUUCAUUUUAUUGAGAUAUAUUCACAUACCACGCAGUCAUACAAAACAAAUCGUACAUUCGAUUGUUCACAGUACCAUUCCAUA